This is a messenger RNA of Paramecium sonneborni, 1004 nucleotides long. The record is from the annotation of a GenBank genome assembly. Lineage: Eukaryota; Ciliophora; Oligohymenophorea; Peniculida; Parameciidae.
AUGCAAAAAUCCUUAAAGUUUGAUUGCAUAUUUAAUAACCAGGCAGGAUAUUUGAGUUGUAAUGAGCAAUAAAUUUGCAUAAAAUUCUAAAGUGAGGAAGUGAAAUUUCACAUAUCAUUAAAUUUACAUUUGCGAUGGUUUUAUCAGAAUAAAGACCUUGAAAAGUGUUAGAUUGAAAAUAAUGUGUUGUAAUCUUCAUCUAAAAACUUGUGGCAUCUUAAAGAUUAAUUGAAUUCUUGUGUAAUGUACAUGGGUGCAGCAGAAAUUUAUGAAGAAUUGUAGAAAAUAUCAUAAAAUGAUGUAAAGACAGUAAUUGAAUAUAUUAACUUAAGAGUGUAAUAGUAAGAUCAGUAAUCACUGAAGAGAAAUUGUUUUGCAAAGUAUAUAAGAAGCAAUAUGAAUAUUAAUUUCUUUAAGAAGUGAGAAUUUUAAGGAAACUAAGUAAAUAUAAGAAUGUUAUUGCUAUUCGUGAAGUUUAUGAAUCUUCAAAAUAUUUUUAUAUAAUUUUAGAAUAUUUGGAUAGAAAAUUAGAGUCAGAUUAUACUCAUGAAGAAAAUCAGAUUGUUAUAAAGGUACUUUUCAAAACUAUGAUUUAGGAUAUCCUUUAAAUAUUAGAUGUUUUAUAAGAGAAUGGUAUAGUUCAUGGAUAGAUAAGGCCAUAGAAUUUUAUGUAUAAUAAAGAUCAAGUGCUUAAAUUGAUUGGAUUCAGCAAAGCUAUUUUAGAUGAAAAACCAGAUGCAACUGAUAUGUAUGGAUUGCAUAGGGUUUUUUUAUAUCUUUAUAAUUAUUCUAAUACUUCUAUUAAUACAGAUUUAGGAAUUUAUCCAUUAAUUCCUGGUCAUGGUACAAACUUUUUAAAAGGUUUAGUGAACAAUACUUAAUAUAGAAUUAAUAUUAAAUAAGCAUUGAGUCAUCCUUACUUAAAAUGUAAUGAAACAGACCAUUAAAUAGUCUAAGAAUAGUUACAUCCUAAAUUUAAACAUAAUUUUAGUAAUGCAUAAUGA